Molecule: messenger RNA, 1087 nt
Organism: Bipolaris maydis ATCC 48331
Lineage: Eukaryota; Fungi; Ascomycota; Dothideomycetes; Pleosporales; Pleosporaceae
Product: Alpha/Beta hydrolase protein
Biological process (GO): biosynthetic process
Source: RefSeq, a predicted model, not a curated record
GAGCAAGGCAGCAAGAGACUUCGAUAACCCGGGGUGUUCUGGACAUGCUUAUGCAGCUUAGUACGGAUAAAGUAUCGAGGCUGUUUACCGAGAACUGGGAUACGUAUCACUUGCAUCUCAGCCCCCGGCGUCCUCUGCUUUAAAUUCGUAAUUAACAACCGUUUUCAAACUUUACUUAAAUUUUCGUACUCGGAAUAAUACCUGCCUACAUCUACAUCCUCCCUGAGCAUGUCUUCUUCUGUAGAAGUUCGUGCUAAUCCUGCACUUAUCCAAAAGGGAGACGCAUCCCGUGCACCGCUCUUUCUUUUACAUGACUCUGGUGGAACAGUUUCCUAUUGUUAUAGGCUGAGAAACAUCGGCCGCACUGUCUACGCCAUUCACAACCCAUCCUUUUAUUCGCAAACAAAAUGGAAGGGAGGAAUAUUGGGUUUGGUGGAGGAAUACAUCAAACUCAUUAAAUCUGUGGUUCCAUCGGGAGAGAUCUUAGUUGGAGGUUGGUCCCUCGGUGGCCAAUUGGGUAUCGACAUUGGACGUGUAUUAGCUCGUAAUCGACGCUCGAAAUUGAGUGUGAAGGGCAUUGUACUGAUAGAUACGAUGUACCCGUACUGGGGUCCUCCAGAAACUGUCCAUGCGGACGUCUCGAUCGAUCUCGUGCUCAAGAAUAUUCCAUCUGAUCUGAAGGAGAGUAUGCUCCGCUGCAUGGAUUGGUCAAAGGAAGACUGCGAUGAAUGGGUUCUCAGAAACUGGAAAGGCGACAUUGACCAACUCGGUGAGGUCGAAAGUGAAGAGCCUGCUCCUGCCGUCUUGAUUCACGCGAACAAGUUGAUCGUCGAAGAAACCUCAGCGGGUGUGAGGUGCAUGGUGGAUCAGUACAAGGACCAAAAGAAUGGAUGGAACUUCUUCCCUCAUCAAUUUAUUGCCGCUAUAUGGGAAACUCCAGUACAUCACUUCGGGCUAUUCGAGGAGACAUCUGUCCAAGAGACUACCGACAUGGUAAAGCGGGCAUGCGAUCUUCUUGCUGAAGAUUAAGAUUGAUGUUUUUGCAAAGCUAUCUAUGAGGUUCAUAUGGAAAAGAAUCAUACCGCUU